AUGCUUGAAGACCUGCCUUUGAGGAUAGGGAAUGUGGAAAUCCCCACAGACUUCAUUGUGCUUGAGAUGGAUGAGGAACCAACAGAUCCAUUGAUUCUAGGAAGGCCAUUCCUAGCUACAGCAAGAGCAAUGAUAGAUUUGGCAGAUGAGCUUCUAGAAGAGUUAUCAACAGAGGAUCCACUACAAGUUGCUUUGACCAAGGAUUCUUCAGAGGGAUAUGCCAGUUUGCGAAGUCAUGGCAGUGAGCUCGAUCAAGAACUCGAUCGAGUCGAGCCUCGAACAAACGAACUCGAUCGAGCUGGGGCUGAAUGCAAGGAGCAAGCUCAAGGAGAUUGGUCUGAGCUCAAGGCGCCUAAAGUCGACCUCAAACCUUUGCCUGAGGGCCUCAGGUAUGCAUUUCUGGGUGAAAACUCAACUUACCCUGUCAUUGUGAACUCUGAUUUGGAACCUGAACAGUUGAGUGCUUUGCUUGUUGAAUUGAGAAAGUACAGAAAGGCAAUAGGUUACACUCUAGAUGAUAUCAAGGGGAUCUCCCCUGACCUAUGCAUCCAUAGGAUUCAUCUAGAGGAUGAAAGUAAGUCAAGCAUUGAACCUCAGAGAAGGUUGAACCCCAAUCUAAAGGAAGUAGUGAAGAAAGAGAUACUCAAGUUGCUUGAUGCUGGGAUAAUCUAUCCCAUCAGUGAUAGCACUUGGAUAUCUCCAGUUCAUUGCGUCCCAAAGAAAGGGGGGAUCACUGUCAUUAAAAACGACAAAGAGGAGCUGAUUCCCACUAGAACAAUAGUGGGGCAUCGCAUGUGUAUUGACUAUAGGAAGCUAAAUUCAGCAUCUAGAAAGGAUCAUUUCCCUCUCCCUUUCAUUGAUCAGAUGUUAGAAAGAUUGGCAAACCACCCUUUUUAUUGUUUUCUUGAUGGCUACAGUGGUUUCUUCCAAAUCCCGAUCCACCCUAAUGAUCAGGAGAAGACCACUUUCACAUGCCCUUAUGGCACCUUUGCUUAUCGAAGGAUGCCAUUUGGGCUGUGCAAUGCUCCAGCUACUUUCCAGAGGUGCAUGACCUCCAUUUUUUCAGAUCUGAUAGAGGAGAUGGUAGAAGUCUUCAUGGACGAUUUCUCAGUCUAUGGAGCAUCCUUCUCCUCAUGUUUGUCUAACUUGUGCAGGGUGUUGCAGAGGUGUGAGGAGACCAAUCUAGUACUCAACUGGGAGAAGUGCCACUUCAUGGUUCGAGAAGGGAUUGUGCUUGGACACAAGAUUUCCGAGAAAGGGAUCGAGCUCGAUCGAGCUAAGGUGGAUGUCAUGUUGCAGCUCCCUGUUCCCAAGACUGUGAAGGACAUAAGGAGUUUUCUGGGUCAUGCAGGGUUCUACAGAAGAUUCAUCAAGGAUUUCUCAAAGAUAGCAAGACCCUUGACAAGGCUUCUGUGCAAGGAGACAGAUUUUGAGUUUGAUGAAGAAUGCCACAAGUCUUGGACCUUGCUGAAGGAUGCUCUGGUGUCUGCGCCAAUAGUACAAGCUCCAAACUGGGAUCACCCAUUUGAGAUUAUGUGUGAUGCAUCUGACUAUGCAGUAGGAGCAGUGCUUGGCCAAAAGAUAGACAAGAAACUCAAUGUCAUCUACUAUGCAAGCAAGACUAUGGAUGAUGCUCAGUGCAAGUAUGCAACCACAGAGAAGGAACUCCUUGCCAUAGUCUUUGCCUUUGAGAAGUUUCGAAGCUAUAUAGUUGGAUCCAAGGUGAUUGUGCACACUGACCAUGCUGCCCUUAGACACAUCUUCGCUAAGAAAGAUACAAAGCCAAGACUUCUCAGAUGGAUCCUUUUGCUUCAAGAGUUUGAUAUAGAAGUUGUGGACAAAAAGGGAGUAGAAAAUGGAGUUGCUGAUCAUCUCUCUAGGAUGCGAGUUGAAGACAUGAUCCCCAUCAAUGAUUCUAUGCCUGAAGAACAGCUUAUGGCAAUCAUGAUCUUGAAGGAGAGUUUUGAUGAGAAAGCCAGGCUGGAAGAAGUUAAGGCUCUGCGUGAUGAGAAUUUGCCAUGGUAUGCUGAUAUAGUGAACUUCAUGGUGUCCGGAGAAGUCCCUAGUAGCUUUGAUGCUUACAAGAGGAAGAAAUUCUUCAAGGAUGCUAGGCAUUACUAUUGGGAUGAGCCCUACCUGUACAAGAGAGGACCAGACAGCAUUUACAGGAGAUGCAUUGCUGAAGAGGAUGUGCAAGGAGUUCUAGAGCAUUGCCAUGGGUCAGCUUUACGGAGACUUCAUGGGACCUUUCAAACCUUCUCAAACGGGCACAACUACAUUUUGGUUGCUGUAGACUAUGUAUCCAAAUGGAUUGAAGCCAUUCCCUGCCCAACCUGUGACGCCAAGGUGGUUGUCAAGCUUUUCAGAACCAUCAUCUUUCCAAGGUUCGGCAUCCCAAGGGUUGUUAUUUCGGAUGGAGGCUCCCAUUUCAUCAACAAGGUGUUUGAAAAGUUGAUGAGAAGCCAUGGAGUCAAGCACAAGGUCGCCACACCUUAUCACCCUCAAACCAGUGGGCAAGUUGAAGUCUCCAACAGACAGAUCAAGGCCAUAUUGAGAAGACUGUGA
Microthlaspi erraticum is the source of this 2565-nucleotide messenger RNA. The record is from the annotation of a GenBank genome assembly. NCBI's taxonomy places the organism in Eukaryota, Viridiplantae, Streptophyta, Magnoliopsida, Brassicales, Brassicaceae.